GGCUAUGCAUAGCAACCACCAGGUAUCGGUCUGUCAGAUAGCUCUUCAGCAGUUUUAGAAGGGCACCUUCAACUCCGAAAGCUUUCAGCUUGGCCUGCAGACCCGUGUGCCACACAGAGUCGAAUGCUCCGGGGAUGUCCAAUGAUCAACAAUGUUGCAUCGCAUUUUUCCAUUCGACAAUAUGGUGGAUUUUCACCGAUACAUCGGAGCCUGGGCCUUGUUCUGGACGCUGGUGCACAUCAUCGGGCACUGUAUCAACUUCUACCACAUCUCCACGCAGACAGCCAUGGACCUGACUUGUAUUUUUAGGGAUUUCUUUAGGGGUACUCAUGUGUUACCCAAGUUCCACUACUGGUGCCUGCAGACCAUCACGGGCCUCACGGGCGUCCUACUUACCAUUCACACUGCCGUCAUUUACGCAUUUGCAUACUUUGCUCGACGGCACUUCUUCUGGCUCUUCUGGCUCACACACAACACGUACCCAGUCUUCUACGUACUCAUGGUCUUCCAUGGGUCUGGCAGGCUCGUACAGCCUCCGUUCUUCCACUUCUUCUUCCUCGGCCCCUGCCUGCUCUUCGUCCUCGACAAGUUGGUUUCCUUCUCGAGAAACAAAAUCCAGAUUGACGUGAUGAGCGUGACGCAUUUGCCAUCCAACGUGACGCUGCUUGAGAUCCGGCGUCCCCCGAAUUUCAGCUUCCAGUCGGGGCAGUGGGUUCGGAUCGCCUCCCUGGGCAUCAGCAGCAAGGAGUACCACCCCUUUACCCUGUCAUCAGCGCCCCACGAGGAAAACCUGACGCUGCACAUCCGCGCCGUCGGCCCCUGGACACACAAGCUCAGGAAAAUCUACAAGGACAAGGCCACCAUGCAGAAGGGAGAGAAGUUUCCGCAAAUCUACAUGGACGGGCCCUUUGGAGAGGGACACCAGACUUGGUGGGACUAUGAAGUCGUGGGUCUUCGUGGCCGGGGUAUCGGCGUUACGCCAUUUGCUUCCAUCCUGAAGGACAUCGCCUACAAGCUGGAGCACUCCAAGUAUCUCAAGACCAAGAAGGUCAUUUUCCUGUGGACAACGCGGAGCCAAAAGCAGUUUGAAUGGAUGACGGACAUCCUGCGCGCGGUGGAGGCAGCCGACAAGAGGAACAUCAUUCGCACGCACGUCUUCAUCACUCAGUUCAAGAGCAAGUUUGACCUCCGGACCAUCAUGCUC
Penaeus vannamei (Pacific white shrimp) is the source of this 1204-nucleotide messenger RNA. NCBI's taxonomy places the organism in Eukaryota, Metazoa, Arthropoda, Malacostraca, Decapoda, Penaeidae. The record is from RefSeq and is a predicted model, not a curated record.